Molecule: messenger RNA, 2190 nt
Organism: Emys orbicularis (European pond turtle)
Lineage: Eukaryota; Metazoa; Chordata; Testudines; Emydidae
Exons: 16
Coding region: 1-2190 (729 amino acids)
Biological process (GO): regulation of DNA-templated transcription
Cellular component (GO): nucleus
Source: RefSeq, a predicted model, not a curated record
AUGGAAGUGUUCUCUGUAUUCAGACCUCUACUAGAUCCAGUUACUGGUGGGAAUAAUUGUAUUUGUUAUGACCAAUUCAAAGGAAUGCUUAAUAGUUGUGUACAGUCACAAGCCUUGCCAGGUACCUCCAAUGAACCUUGCAGUGAUACCAGCACUUCACCUCAGACUAGUGCUCCUGUCUGUGAUGAACUUGCGGAGGUAAAAGAAGCAAUUGUUAGUAAUAUGGCUAAUAACCAAAAGGAAGCAGUUUUUCAGAAUUCAAAUGCAGGAGAAACCAGCUGCAAGUUACUAACUGCACAAAAUGUAAUGGAGGACCCCAGCUGUUCACACAGAAAAGAUUCCAGUCCAGUGGUGAUCUGCCAGUUGAAAGGAGGUACUCAAAUACUCUGCAUAAACAAUUCUGGCACAAGAGAACUGAAAACAGUUCAUCUGGUUCCCCAGUAUCAAAACCAACAUAAUUAUCUUCAGUCAGAUGUGCCUAACCCUAUGACAUCUCUGCUGGGACAAUUUUUGCCAAUUCCAGGUAAAGUGGAUCUCAAUGCACAACAGCUUGAGAACGGAUCCUUACAAUCAGUAGCUAGCAAUGCCACAUUCCAAUCAGAAGUAAAUCUUCAAGGGCCAACAAAAAUGACUUUAGUUGGAUUGCCUCUUAGUUCAUGGGAUACAAAGUCUAAAAAAUCGUGUAACUGUACCAAAUCUCAGUGUUUGAAAUUAUAUUGCGAUUGCUUUGCCAAUGGUGAUUUUUGCAACAACUGCAACUGUAAUAAUUGUUACAACAAUCCACUUCAUGAAACUGAGCGGUUUAAAGCUAUUAAGGCUUGUCUUGAUAGAAACCCAGAAGCUUUCCUACCAAAGAUUGGGAAAGGGAAACUGGGUGAUAUUAAACCUCGCCACAACAAAGGAUGUAAUUGCAAGCGCUCAGGGUGCCUUAAGAAUUAUUGUGAGUGCUUUGAGGCAAAAAUUAUGUGUUCCUCUAUUUGCAAAUGCAUUGGUUGCAAAAAUUAUGAAGAAAGCCCAGAUCGAAAAACACUAAUGAACAUGCCCAACUACACGGAGAUUAGAAAUAAUGAAGAAAACAUCCUUGUUUCAACAUCUACAUUUGAAAUGUUAUCAAAAUCUAGAAGAGACAGGCAACCUACUACAUGUAUAUCCUGGGAAGUGGUUGAAGCAACAUGUGCUUGUCUCCUGGCACAAGCUGAAGAGGCAGAAAAAGAAACUUACUCUGUUUGUCUAGCAGAGCAAAUGAUCUUGGAAGAGUUUGGGAGAUGCUUGUCACAGAUUCUGCAUUCAGAAUUUAAGUCCAAAGGGCUGACAGUUGAGCAAUUAUUCUUCCACUAUGUCCCUGGUCCAGCAAAGCAUUUAAAUAUGGGCUUAAAUUUAAUCACCUGGCAUGAUGAGAAAUUAGCAGCAGGUUUUAAUGACUGGCGAAAUUUGCAUCAGCAUUUGAAAGAACAUGAAACAUCAAAAAAUCAUUUACGCUCAUUGACAAAUUGGAUUGAGCUGUCAAACAGAUUACGGACCGGUACAACAAUCGAUGCGGUACAGCAACGUCAACUAAAUUCAGAAAUUCUACGUUGGCAAGCAGUGUUGGAACGUUUACUGGCAAUCAUUAAUUUCCUAGCCGAACAGUGCCUCGCAUUCCGUGGAGCCUCGGAUAUUUUAUAUGAGAAUAACAAUGGAAAUUUCUUAAAAUUGGUUGAGUUAUUGGCAAAAUUUGAUAAUGUUAUGGCUGAGCAUGUACGAAGAGUGAAAGAUGGAGAGAUUCACACCCAUUAUUUGGUUGAUUGUACUCAAGAUCUGAGCAAAACUGAGCAAAUGUCAAUAGUUUUACGAUUUCUGAAAAUUGAUGAAAAUGCAGAAGUGAAAAUUUGUGAACACUUUCUAGAAUUUAUACCAGUGAAUGAAACUACUGGGAAAGCCCUCACAGAUGUAAUUCUACAGAGAUUGGAACACUAUGGAAUACCUUUAGAAAAUAUGCGUGGCCAAGGGUACGAUAACGGCUCAAACAUGAGAGGACGACAUGCAGGUGUUCAGCAAAGAAUAUUGAAUUUAAACAAUCGAGCUUUUUUCAUUCCUUGCCAUGCGCAUUCGCUCAAUCUGGUUGUCAGUGAUGCCGCCAAAUCAUCUAAAGAUGCCGUUUCAUAUAACUAUAAUGACCAGAAGGCCAAGCCACAAAGAGGAAGCAACUGA